Messenger RNA from Toxoplasma gondii ME49, 3097 nucleotides. RefSeq names its product GDA1/CD39 (nucleoside phosphatase) family protein. The transcript has a single exon. The record is from RefSeq and is a predicted model, not a curated record. Lineage: Eukaryota; Apicomplexa; Conoidasida; Eucoccidiorida; Sarcocystidae. Gene Ontology annotation, cellular component: membrane. The coding region runs from base 110 to 2200 and encodes 696 amino acids. Gene Ontology annotation, molecular function: nucleoside diphosphate phosphatase activity. Gene Ontology annotation, biological process: nucleoside diphosphate catabolic process.
CUCACGUGGAAAGUGUCCCUUAACAGGUCUGAUCAGCCACUUACACGUGGUAUGCUGCCCUCACGGGGCAACGUGAGAACUGCAUCUCGUCUUCAGUCUAUCAACGGUAAUGUGGGAUCAGCCUUUGUGUCAUUGCAGUGAGCCUGAUUUCUGUGCCGAGAUGAACCAACACCAGGUCACCAUCAUUUGGGGUGUGCUGGUGGGGUUUUCUGUUUUUGUUCCAACGUGUUCGGCAGGGGUUACAUCCACACUAUCGGCUACCAGUUUGACGUCAGGUAACUCGGGAAACCAUGUGAAUCAGAAUGCCGAGCGGAGGAAUGUCGUACUGACCCAGAACCUGCCUGCAAGUGCUGAACAGCUUCCGGCGGAGUUCAGUCUGGGAAGGAAAUCGUUUCAAAGCCUGGCCAUGUCAUCUGUUGCUCAGAUCCAAGAAGGUCGUCAUGCACUGCAUCAACUGAAGGCGUUAGAGACGAAUUGCCGCCACGCUACCCAGGCAAUAGUUGUUAUCGAUGCUGGCAGCUCCUCGACCCGCCCCAAUAUCUUUCUCAUGCAAACGUUAUCGUGUCCUUUCCAACAACGCACAGUCAUUCCACAUUCCAUCCGCCAAAUUGCGACAGGCAUGCGGCACACUCGUCUACGCGAGGUUUUAGAGAAGUGGCUGGAUCAGUACGCAGGCGAAGGUUGGGAGUCACGCAGUGUUGACUCACGAAUUCUUCUUCGAUUCUUUCGCCGGAUGCUGCAGACAGCAAAUGAGUUCUUUGGUGCUUUAGAGGAAAAUAUAGUGGGUCUGUUCGAGACACAUUUGUCAGAUGAGGAAAAGGUCCACGUCAAGGCUCUGGGUGUGCCCGUCGUCUUCUACAGUACCGGUGGCGUGCGUGAUUUCCACGACUGGUAUCGCGAUGGAUUUUUUGUCGCUCUGCGACACUCCAUCAACAACUUCUCCAAUAAGAUAAGUUACAAGUUCUUCACGAAUCCCGAGCUCACACGACCCAUUACUGGAGCGGAAGAAGGUCUGUAUGCAUUCCUGACGCUGAACCAUUUGACACACAGGCUAAAGGAAGAGAGCUCGUUUUGCGAUCGUGGAGAAGGUGACUUCAAGACGUGUCGAAACGAUUUGGCGGGUGUUGUAGAGUUUGGAGGUACGUCCGCCCAGGUUGUCUUCCCCCUUGCGCCGACAGACGUUUUGCCGUCUUCUGUCAAGGCCGUGAAUCUCCAGCGCGAGCGCUUCCUCCCCAAGAGAUACCCCAGUGCAGACGUCAUUUCCGUCUCGUUCAUGCACCUUGGCGUGGACAGCUCCACGGGCCUCUUUCUGAAGCAACUGUGUAGUGACGAGGAGUUUCUCAUCGACGGCGUCUGCUACAAUCCGUGCUUCUUCAAAGGCUACCAGCAGGCCUGCUCUGCAGGUGCAGUCUCGAUCAACCACGUGGACGGCACCGUGACUGUGAGUGGAGACAUGCGCAGGAACAAGCUGAAGCCGAUCGCCACGUACUGCUCAGAAACCAAUCCGGAAAUUGGAAUGAAGGCAAUCAACGAGCUUCAGUGCCGCGAAAACAAGAUCGAUCCGCAGCACCCGUUGGAAGAGCGCGUCGCGAUCGAGGGGUGCACGAAGAUUGUUGGAACUGGUGACUUCGACAGGUGCCAAGAGCAGGUCGAAAGAAUUCUCAUUUCGCCAAAGUAUCCGUUGCCGGCGAACAGCGAAGCGACGUCCUCCGGCUUCGAGUCUCUCGGCCAGGUUUUCAAGUUCGUGUCAACAAAUGCUCCGAUGGUUGUCACUGGUUGGGCAAUGGUAGCGGCCAUCCGUCUGCUUGUGAAAGCAGGAGUGUUGAGUUCGUCGUUUUCUGGUGGCUCUGUGGAGCUGGAGAAGGCAUCAAAAGCGUUUUGUGCGGCUUCCGUAAAGGUUUUGAAAGGGAUUGGGCCUGUCCUUUACCUUCCAGACAAGUUCCAGGAGAAGCUGAACUCGCAAAACCAUGACAUCUGCAAAACACUGGCACUCAACGCAGCGUUGGUGGCGCAUAUGGAGGCAGCCGAGAAAGGCCCUGUCUCCAUCAGCUGGGAAAAGGGUGUCAAGGACGAGAAAGGCCAGCAAGUUGCAGAAUUGGGUUGGCAGGUGGGAGCAAUCUUACAGCAGGUUUUGCACGUCCAGCUGUGGAGUAACGUGGCGUAUGAGACCGGCUGGACCCACAAUUUGUCAUUAGAAUAGUCAUAUCAUGGCUGUGGAUUAAAUCUGGCUUUAGUUCACUGUCCUUGAACGGCUGAAUCUGAGACCCCCGUUCCGAGGGAGGUGCAUGUUGAGGUCUUGUUGCCUGUGCAACAGGUCUCCAGAUAUAUUUUGAAAGUAGAGAGAAAAAGAGGUGUUUCGAACUCAGUGAUUUCUGACUGUUUCUAACGUGUUUUUUCCCGUGAUGUACCGUUUUUGUCAACUGACUAGCGGGGCCGUGUGGAAUUCUGUCAGCUAGAUCUCUGGUAUCAGGUGCAGGAAUGGGAGCUAUGGUUGCGGCCUAAGCAGUGUCCAUUCCGCCUUAGAGCUAUGCCUGCCUUCACCAGGAGACCUUAGGAGAGUUCAGUCUCUCUCAGUCUGGUAGUGUGAAUUCCUCUCUGGGCUCUCGAGGAUGACUUGCGACCAUGAUAGUCCUGCGUUGCCAGUUCGAGACGUCGACCUGGGAUGCCCCGCAACCGUGUUGCUCUAGCCUAGAAAAACUGGCUGUGUUGCGCGACUCCUCAGGGACUCGAAUCGUGCGUGUACGGUGAUGCAGAUUUUUUGUAGAGUCAUGACAAGCGUGGAACACUGCUGUGAAAGUUCGCCUGCUUAGCAACUGUCUGCCAUGUGCUGCGUUUUACCGUCAAGCUUGGCGUUGGAAAGGGGAGCUUUUCCUGCCUCGCCGAGGUACCUGUUAGGUCCCCGUGACCACUCUGCUUUCCAGUUAACAACUAUUCACACGAACGACGUGCUUUUAGCAGACCAGGAAUAAGAAUUGCUCCUGGGGCUGAGUGUCACUGCAUGCAAUUGGCAACCAAGGCAGAGGGGCGUUAGGCGAGGAAAAUUGUGGAUUCACGUCUCGCCACCAGUCUGCGUCUGAGUUGAACUGUAUACCUGUCG